ACAAUCAAUACAAACCAGAGUCUUACGUCGAUUUGUUGCAUCCGGGUGGGGCCAACACAUUCUUGCUUUCUGAUUGAUCGGCAUGUUUGUUAUGGAAAUGUGUUCUAAUUGCUGAUUGGAUGAAUGCUGCAAAAGGACGAACGCAAUUGGUGGAGGGAAGAACGCGGAAAAGGUCUGACAGGCGUGGAGUUCAGGAUGCGGAAUUAAAACAUCCGCUGUGCUCGAACCGGACUGAAUAUGGCGAGCACCGAGAGCAAAAGUGGGUCCUCAGAAAACUUUCACACAUCCGAACCAAGAGGAUCGGACCAGCCCGGCGCGAGAUGGGGUCCACAGCAUGCAGGUGCUCGAGAGCUUGCGGAGUUAUAUUCGCCAGGAAAAAGAUGUCAGGAAUGGAUCAGUGUGCUUCUUUGCUUUACCCUGAUGGCCUUCAACUUCUGUUACCUGGUAACAUACUUCCACCUGGGACAUACCUGGUACAUCCUCCUGGGCAUCGUGUCUGGGAUCCUGACAGCAGACUUUGCCUCUGGUUUGGUCCACUGGGGUGCUGACACAUGGGGUUCAGUGGAUCUGCCCAUUGUUGGGAAGGCCUUCAUUCGUCCGUUUCGAGAACACCACAUCGAUCCAACAGCUAUAACGCGGCAUGAUUUCAUUGAGACAAAUGGUGAUAACUGUAUGUUGACUAUCAUCCCUCUGGCUAACAUGACCGCAAACUUCUUGAUACUCUCACCAGCUGAGAUCUAUCGGAACUACCCAUGGUACUGUUACGUCUUUGCUUUAGCCAUUUUUGUUACAUUGACAAAUCAGAUUCACAAGUGGUCGCACACAUAUUUUGGGCUUCCACGCUGGGUGACGUUUCUUCAGACCUGUCACAUCAUUUUACCACGGAAACACCACAGAGUUCACCAUGUUUCACCUCAUGAAACCUACUUCUGCAUUACCACAGGCUGGUUGAACUAUCCUCUAGAAAAAUUGGGAUUCUGGAGAAACCUGGAAGAUCUGAUCCAGAGCCUGACAGGAGAGAAACCCAGAUCAGAUGACCUCAGAUGGGCCCAGAAAUCCAAGUAAUCUUCCUCUGCCAGAAACCCAUCUCCCCUACCUCAGACCUGCUUUUAGGAGAACGGUCUUUCUCUAACAACAAGAGGAAUGGCGUGAUAUCAAAGCCCAAAUUAGAAAGCUAUCAAUUUUCCAAAACAUUUAAGAGGAAGGGGGUUGACCGAGUGAUUGAAAGCAAUAUCCAACCUGUUCACUCUAAAGAUCCAAACAUCUAAAUCCUGACUGACAACUUAAGAAACACUUUUUAAAGUGCAAAAAAAAAAAACAAGCAAAUUAAAAUGCCAAUACUUGAACAAAGUGGGCUCUUUUCUGGACACCUCAUCCUCCAACUGCUCAAAGCUUUGCUGAUUAGCUUGUUUCUGAGGGACUGGCCUGUGCUCUUGGGUUUGGCCUUUGGGACUGAUAUCUCUUGCUCUCACCUUUCUCUUGUUUGGGGAUAAAGUGCAGUAAACAAAUGACUUUUGGCUCUUUGAUACAGAGGGCUGAAAAAGUGUCUUCAUCUGGUUUGCUUGAGUCUGAACGGACAGAGCAGCAUCAUAUGCAGUCUAACUUCAGCACGCCUUAAAAGACGAAUCACAGGAAACCUGCUUUGCUUGGCCUCAUCCUUACACCUCUUUCAUUUUUUCAUAAUAAAUACUUUCCUUUGAAACACAUUUGCACAUUCAGCGAUCAGCUGUUGGCCAAGUAUAUUAGAAGUAUUUCCACACAUAGGUUAAUAUUUAGGUGUAGGUGUUUCAGUCUGAAUAAGCCAUGAGAUCUACAUUGGUGUCCUCACUGCUCAACACUGAGAUAACAAAACCCAUUAGACACUCAGAAAAGGCCUCAUAUGUAUCCAUUUUUAUUUUGUGUUAACUUCAUCAAGCUUGACCAGCUGACUGACACAAACUAACACUUUCACUCCAUGGCUUGAGUUUGGGUUUGCGUACAUUUGUUACUUAACAGUUUAUUUUUUAACGCUAGCAUGUUACAUCACACAGCUCGUAGUUCUUAUUUAAUAAUAAUAUGAGAUGCUAAAGGCAAUUACAGCAUGAUGAAAAUGACCGAAUCGACAUCUAGCUGUGACUUACAACUGCUUAUUUAAUGAGCGUUAUACACAUUUUCUUUUAUAAAGCUGCAAUGACAACGCAUUAGGAAAAAAAAUAUUUACUUGAAUUUAUAUUUUAAUACAGCACUAGUCAAAUUAUUAAUUAUUAGAAAUCUUAGAAGAUCUUUGCUUUAAAAAGUGUUGCUAUUCAAGCAGUGUAGUUUAGGCAGUGUUUAUCACGUGUGUGUGGUUAACAUAGUAACAGUCGUUUUAUAAGAUUAAAGAACUGGAAGAAGAAAUCUAAAUAUUUUAUAUGAAAUGUUACGUAAUUGUGAUCGUUUUUGUUGUUGCCAUUAAUUUUCCUGAAUCGGUUGAAUUAUUUUUCUAGCAGAAUAAUAACUUUUACACCCCGUUUGAUUAUCAGUGAAAAUAUUUCAGAUCUUCAGCACUUUAAAUACUCAGAAACGGUAAAUGUCAACCUAAUCAAGUCAUAGCUUAUAGGUUUUAUGCUUGUGUUAAUAUUCAUGCCAAAACCUUGUUAGCGUCAGCAGCAAUGUGUCAGUUGUUGUGUUUCAAUAGGCCAGUAUGGUGAUCGAGUACAUGUUUAGAUACCUCCGCUCUACAGAAGAUCAGAGAAUGUGUUUUAGGGUGAAAACUCAUUUGUCCAGAAUUGUAAAACUGUUACAAUGGAGUCAGUCAGAACUGUAAAAAAGCAUAUAUGAGGCGUUUUAAGCUGAUUCAUGUGUUACAUCUUAUUUUCCUCCUUUUCCGAAUUCAGGAAGAUUUGUGUAGUGGAAUAUUGUGGUAUUUUGAUUAUUCUGAUACUAGAUGCCAAACUUAUUUUUUUGCUCAGCUAAUAGAUCUAUUGUGGUGUGUUCGAUCCGUGUUUAUUUGAAGAGGACACUCCAGUGGCGAUUUCUACUGUACAGGGAACUGGAGCUUGAACCAAUUUGAUUUAGUAAAAUGUUACAUUUGUCAUUGGACUCCACUUGUAUUGUUGGUUUCCAUUCAGUUUUUAUAAUGACAUUUUUCUUUGCACAAACAGUGUGGACUAUCAUAUCAUAUUACAUAGCUCUAUUUUUUUAUU
Messenger RNA from Carassius auratus (goldfish), 3164 nucleotides. Its product is annotated as transmembrane protein 189-like. The record is from RefSeq and is a predicted model, not a curated record. The coding region runs from base 238 to 1065 and encodes 275 amino acids. The transcript has 6 exons. NCBI's taxonomy places the organism in Eukaryota, Metazoa, Chordata, Actinopteri, Cypriniformes, Cyprinidae. Gene Ontology annotation, molecular function: oxidoreductase activity.